CUUUCCAGCUGCGAGCGCCGCGGCUUCAUUACACAACUUUACCGUGCACUGGUGCGAGGGGACGAGCAUUGCACCCGCGACCCGAGGACGCACGGCGGAUUAAAGCCGGAGACCGAUCUGACCCACCGAUCACUUUUCUCCCCCUCCUUCUCCACCUCCUCCACCACCACCUCCUCCUCCUCCUCCUCCUUCUUGUCGGGGACGCGCACGAAAAGUUGCUGCCGGCCCCGCGGACGGACGCGCACACGCCGGGACUCGGGACGUCGUGGGUCGGUCGGUGUGCUGAGGGCCAGCCCGGCUCGGAGCUUGUUUCCCCCGCCGUGCAUGGAGCUUCGCUCCGCCGCUGCACCGCCGCCCCCGGCGGGAUCUCCGUGAGGACUUCACGCCCCGUCGUUUAUUCUAGUGUUUUAUUUUUUCUCCUCCACUCGGACUGAAGGGAGAUGACCUAACCCGUCGGAGGGCAUCUCCCCCAAACCCCCCACCACAGGAUGAGGAGAUGGAUCCGAGUGGACUGAAGCUCAACGGUAAUCAAGAAGCCAGCCUGAAAUGCGGGGAGCUCGGACCUGAAGCGUGCAGAGACGCGGGCGAAGCGCCGGCUUUAGCGCUCACAUCAGCCAUGCACCUGCCCAGCCCCGGCUCUCUGUCCCAGAGCUCCGUGGCCCCCAACGCCGGCGGCGGAACCAAAGACCCGGCGGAGCUCGGGGGCCUCUUUGAGCAGCAGCAGUGUGAGGACCUGAAGGAGGGGAAGAUGAUCCGCAUGCAGAAGCAGCAGCAGGACAUUGACAUGCUCACCAUGGGGGACGACCUGUCGCUGUUGAACCAGAGUAUUUCCAUUCUCGACCAAACGUCCUGCUCGGUCGCCAACCCCUCCGACCCCACCAUGUUCGCUCUGCCCAACUUUUUCCCUCAGAGCAUCAAGCAGGAGGGGCUUUUCUCCCUGUACAAAGACAUGGGAACUUACAGUGGACAACCGGGCGCCGUCCCGAUCGACCUGGAGGAUAACAGCAGCCGCCUGAUUGACGACGCAGAGUUUUUGCGAGACCUGGACCUCACGAACCCGCUGAAGGAAAUCAGCGAUGAUGAGUUGAUUACGGAGGUGGAGCACUUGGAUAGCCUGCUGCAGCAGAGCAGCUCCGGGGUCUGCGUUGGAGCCUUCGCCAAGGAGACCAGCGCUCUGGGAAACGGAGACAACUGCACGGCGGUGAACGGCACGGGGCAGCAGCAGCACCAGCAGCAGCAGCAGCAGCAGCAGCUGCUGCCGCACCACCACCUGGUGCACCAGCACCAGCACCAGCAGCACCAGCAGCUCCAGCACCAGUCCAUGCUCUCCAGCGUCAUCAUCAAGGAGGAGAAGGACCCCGACUUCAUCCAGAUCUGCACUCCCGGCGUGGUGAAGCAGGAGAAGCCGGACGGCGGCGGUUACUGCCAGGCGCCGUGUCUCCAGGGCUUCCCCGGCCCGGGCCCCGGCCCCGGGGCCAUGUCCUCCCCUCUAUGCGUUGGUUCGGGACCCAGCUACCACUACAGAGCCAACACGCCCACCGCGCUGGGCCUGCCAGACCAGAAGCCUUUUGGCAUGUACUCAAACCUGCCCCCGGUCGGGGAGCGCUGGAUGGGAGGGAAGCGCUUUGGAGAAUCCUCCGGGCUGCAGGGCGGCGCCGACGGCCUCCCGUCCGCCCCGGCUCUGCCAAACUUCCCCGUCAGCUACUCCAGCUCCUCACCCAGGACAGGAGAGACCAGCAGUCCCGCGUUGCCAAACCCGUCCAAGUCCAGCGGGCAGACCCACAAGAUCUGCCUGGUGUGCUCGGACGAGGCCUCCGGCUGCCACUACGGGGUGGUGACGUGCGGCAGCUGCAAGGUGUUCUUCAAGAGGGCCGUGGAAGGAUGGAGAGCUCGACAAAACACAGAUGGUCAGCACAACUACCUGUGUGCAGGGAGAAACGACUGCAUCAUUGAUAAGAUCCGCAGGAAGAACUGCCCGGCCUGCCGCUUCAGGAAAUGUCUUCAAGCCGGCAUGAACUUGGAAGCGAGGAAAAACAAGAAGCUGAUCAAGAUGAAGGCGCCGCGGUCCGCCGGGCCCCCGGAGUCCGUCAGCAACAUGCCGGUCCUGGUGGUUCCCCGGAGCAUGCCCCAGCUCCUGCCCACCAUGCUGUCGGUCCUGAAGGCCAUCGAGCCGGAGAUCAUCUACUCGGGCUACGACGGGACGCUGCCCGACACGUCCUCCCGCCUCAUGACCACUCUCAACAGACUGGGCGGCCAGCAGGUCAUCUCUGCAGUCAAGUGGGCCAAGUCCCUGCCAGGCUUCCGUAACCUGCACCUGGACGACCAGAUGACGCUGCUGCAGUGCUCCUGGCUCUUCCUCAUGUCCUUCGGCCUGGGCUGGAGGUCGUACGACCAGUGCAACGGCAGCCUGCUCUGCUUCGCCCCCGAUCUCAUCAUCAACAAAGAGCGCAUGAAGCUGCCCUUCAUGACCGACCAGUGCAAGCAGAUGCUGAAGAUCUGCAGCGAGUUCGUCCGCCUGCAGGUGUCCUACGAGGAGUACCUGUGCAUGAAGGUGCUGCUGCUGCUCAGCACAGUGCCGAAGGACGGCCUGAAGAGCCAGGGAGUGUUUGACGAGAUCAGGAUGUCCUACAUCAAGGAGCUGGGCAAAGCCAUCGUCAAGAGGGAGGAGAAUGCCAGCCAGAACUGGCAGCGUUUCUACCAGCUAACUAAGCUACUGGACUCCAUGCAGGAGAUGGUGGAGGGUCUGCUCCAGAUCUGCUUCUACACCUUCGUGAACAAGACCCUGAGCGUGGAGUUCCCGGAGAUGCUGUCGGAGAUCAUCGCCAACCAGCUGCCCAAAUUCAAGGAGGGUGGAGUCAAGUCUCUGCUGUUCCACCAGAAAGGACUGCCUUAAACUGUGAACCGAUGCCUUAAACCCCGCCCCGCCCCGCCCCGCCCCGCCCUGCCUGCUUCCCCCGCCUCUCCUCGUCUAAGCUUUUGGUUGGUUGUUUUUGGUUGUUUCUGUUUGCUUCCUUUGAGCCCCCCCACACCCCCACACCCAUCCAGGCUUUGACCAUCCAGCCUCGUGUUGGAGCUCAACACCCGCGUCCUCUAACUCUUUAUUCCAGUCCUCCGGCAGGACGUUCAACCACUGACCUGGAGCUCAUCCCUCCCGGCUAGGCCAAGAAGAAUUAGCCUUUUUUUCUGUUUUGUAACCCCUUCCCCUCUCCUCCCCCCCCCCCCCCCCCGUGGCCCUCAGCUCAGAUAAACAGCACUUUCUUACGACGUCCAUCCUCCUCGUGCUUUCUCUCCCGCCUCCAGAGCGUCAGCGCUGUGUUUGGCUGAGAGAGCACCGUUUCCUCCCUCCACACGACACUCAGCAGCCACGAUUGUCAGAUCAAGCCAAGAGUUCGCCGGCUGACCAGCUCCAGGAACCCGUUCAGGAUGAAGAAGAGGACUAAAACAAAAACAAAAAAAAACGCGGGAAAGUUGGACACGUUCUCUGACACGAGAGAGUGGAACCAGAUCAACUUACCUGACCAGUUCAAACCUAAACAGCUCCGGGAAGAUUCUUCAUUUCUUUUAUGCAGACACGAUUCGCUUAGCCAAAUGUUUACACAGGAUGUAUCAGAGGGAAAACCAGUGCCUUUUAGUUCUUCAAGUUGUCCCGGCCGUCUUUGCUGAAGCCGAUGUUUCCUGUGAGAUCCUGCGUGGACGUCGUCCCGGUUGAUUUCUCUGCUUUCCAAGCUGACGUUUGUGUUUGUGUUGCUGUUAAACGGCUGAUGUUCUGGGUUCUGACCUGCAGGACGAGCGUCGGUACGGAGUAGGAGGCGUGACGGCAGCGUGACAUUUUAAUGCUCUCAUUUUUUUCAGGGACAUUUUGAUAAUCAGGUAAAUAGAGAAAAAAAAAAGUUAAAAAUCAAAGAAAAACGAUCACCACACUUUCACACAUUUUCUCCUUAGCCAUGUGACGUUAUAUAUUAUAUUAUACAGAUGUUCGUCGCACCGCCGUAUCGGUCGUGAAUCGUGUCUAAAGUCAGAGUUCCCUGAUUAUCCCGACAGAUACUUUCAUCUCAACGCGCCGCCAGCAGCACCGAGCUCUUUAAACUCCACGGGAGUGUAAAACAGCUAAUAUUCACAGGUACGUUAAAGCAGCACAAAGGAACCUGGUCAUGUUUGACUCUCCUGGUCCGGUUUAGAGUCACUGUUUGGUCUCUGUCUCCUCCUCCGUCUCCUGGAGUCAGAUAUGUUGGUGCAGCUAGAUGAUACUGCUUUACGACUUCCGGGAGUUCGCUUGGCGUCCGCAGGCCUUGUUUUCAGCUAAGCUUAAGCCGCGUGACGACGAUCGGUGCCGUGGUGGGCCCGUUUCCACGGCAACGGCCUGAGGCGGUAGAGGAUUAUGGUUGCAUCAAACCAACGCAGAGCACACGCCGUCGCCGUGACGCUGUGGUGAACCUUCUGACUUCUCCGUCACUCCAUUUCUCCGCGGUGCAGUACCCCCCGUGACCGCUAAUUCGCGAUCUUUUUCUGAAUGGUUUAUCCAACUUUUUCCGGUCACAGUGAAUCAAAGAGAUAAGGACAACUAUUGUGCAAAAAACGAAAACAAAAAAAAUCACACAUACACGAAGAAAAGAGGGCUGAAAGUUCACGACUGCUUCAAACCGGAAACCGGAAAUGCAUUGCCACCAAGCGAACCAAUCACAGCCCUCUCGUCUGCGUUUGGUCUGCGUCGCCUCGAGGUGUAGUUACAAUUUUUGGGAGGUGCACGUCAGUGACGGCGUCACUGACGGCGUCAGUGACGGCGUCAGUGACGUGUGGUCUGCGUAGACGCGUAGCACAUGCCGUAGGCACGGCGUCGUUUUGAUGCAGAACCAUAACUCAGUCUUGAGAUGCUACGAGGUGUUUUGACCCCAGAGUUGGACGUGUUUCCUCUGCAUUGUGUGUGUGUUUGGAACAGUCCAGACCAACUACACAGCUUGUAAAUGAAGCGCGAGCUUGUGGUCGUUUGUGCAGCGAAUGCUACCGUUACUUUCUCUUGCAAUCUCCGUGUGCUCACGCACGAGCCGGCCGUCUGCAGGAGUUCUCUCGGCUUCUACACGCAAAGAUUUCUCCACCUCCGGAGACGGGUCUCGCUACGGCGGUUUGGACGCACCGGAGUGGUUGCCGUGUUCACACUGACCCGAGCGAUGGAUCGCACUCACGUCCGUAGUGGCGGUGAAAACAACAACAAACCCCCAACGUCUGGUCUGCAGAUCUGACUGGUUUCAUCACCGCCGGUGACGUAACGAUACGCAGUCAGGGAGGAGGAGAGUCCAAAGUUGCUGAUAACAACGGCAAAUAGUCCUUAAAACUGAAUCAAAACCCUUUUUUAAACAUGGAAGAAGAAAAUAAAGUCCUUUGUGCUGCUUUAACAUCUUGAUAAUAACAAAUAGCUAAUUUUCGCAGAUGCAAUUGAACAAAUAAGGGUUUUAUCCAACAUGCACGCACGCACACAGUCAAAUCUCCAGGGUCUUUGUGUUAGAAAACAGCCAUAAUGAUUGGAGUAUACCUGGAAUAAAGUCAUCCCGCUCCGAUUCUCAGAUAACAAAGUGUUUUCAGUGCAGGUCCACUCUCUCUCUCUGGUCCUCAGGAAAUUAGAGCAAGCCCGUUGGUUCAAGCCGAGCUUGUUUUUCUCCAGCGGGCCGAUGAUUACGGCCUCAGAUAAAGUACCGCCAUCACAGUAAUUCCAUAUCAACCAACUCACAUUAAACUAAGCAUGUAAUAGUCCUGAAAUGAAAAAAAAAAGUUUGGAGAAAGUGCUAAUUGCUCUGAGAGAAGACGACUGAGCUCUUAGUCCUGCAGCCUCUCGUUAAGCUCAAAUAAGACGACUAAAACCCCCAAGAUAAACAAACAUUCCACUCACAGCCGUUCUACACAAACCCUUUAAGUAACUUCAUUCUAACAUCCGCACACUAAACUACACUUAUUACGACUUUGUACCUGGAAAACAGAGUAACACGGACACUCUGGGUUGUUUGGUUUUAAACGUCUAUUACGGUGAUUAUAAUAGACCCACUUCUAUUUUCAGCUCAUUUAGAAGUUGAAAUGUUGGGAAAAGCUGCAUUUAAAGUCCGACAGAUUUGGGAACUAAAGCUCAGGCUACGAGUGAUCACAGCAUUCACACACGCGUCUCAGCAGUGCCAAACGUGACGGCAGGGUUUCUCUUCUUCUUUCUUUUCCCCGGAGGUGUGAUGUGAUGUGGAGUCGUAGGGCUGCUCCGUCUGCAAGGUCACACCCUCCGUGUGCAAGGUCACACCCUCCGUGUGCAAGGUCACACCGACACCGGCCUCAGCGGCCCGGCGGUCGUCAUCCACGGGUGUUGGCCGGCGUUUUGGCCAAAGCAAAUACAGGAACCAGCUCAGAUACGGAGCAGCCGGUGUUCUGCCAAUCCUCGCUCCCUGCCGAGAAAUGCUACUUUGUGGUUCUGCGCACGCGCACAGUCGAUUUUCAAAGUUUGCAUCAUUUCUUGCACGAUGUAAAAUGGAUAAUAUGGGAUGUUGAGUAUUUGAUCCUUCAGAAUACACGACCCAUGACAUGAAUUGCAGAAAGGCUGAUUUAUGGUUCCGUGUUACACCAACGCAGAGCCUACGCCGUACCCUACGGCGUAGGCUCUGCGUCUAUUUAACAUAAAUCAGCCUUUACACUUUGUGAACAUUAUACGAUAAAGAGAAAAAACAAAAACAAUUCUAUGGCUUUAUUUGAUAUUCAUUCAGUCAUUAGCCUUUAUUUAACCAGGCAGGUCAUUAAGAACAUUCUUAUUUACAAUGACGGCCUGGCAAGAGACAAGGACCACUUGGGGGGAAAAGGAAGUGGUUUAGGGAGUAAAACACAGUAAAAUUGUAGCUCUACAAAGGUAGAAAACCAUUAGGGAGCAUUUUUUGGCAAAGCAGCAGAAAUUGUCAGAACACCGGUGCAGCCGGAGCAGCGAGUGCCUCCACCCUCCUCUCCCGUCCUCCGCGUCCACCCGCCUCUCCGGCCGUAUAGAUCCCCAGCCGUUUACUCCGCUCGCACACACAUAACCUCAACGCCAGAUAGCAGGUCGCCAUGGCGACGGGUCAUUUGUACGUGACCCAGCGCUAACAGCCCAGCGGGCUCUGAAAGCGUCCGUGCUACCGUUCAAUUAGGAAGCAUGUUUUUCUUGUUCUUUUUUCUUUCAUUUGUUUCUGCAGCAGCAGGGUCUGUUCCUGUGCAGCGCAGGCUUAAGCUUCAAACCGCCGACGCUGCUCACGCGGCUCACGCUGCUCACGCUGCUCACGCUGCUCACGCUGCUCACGCCGCUCACGUCGCUGCGUGUCGUAUUAUUUCGGGGAGGAUUUGACUAAACGCUUCUACAGUUCCGUGGUUUCCGGGCGGCGGUGUUUCAGAAGAACCAGCUUUAACGUGUAGACCCCAGCUCGCGUCUACAUGGCGUAGUUGUACAUAGCAGCACUGGACUCGGUGCCACACUUCAACAGUGUCUGUUCCUACAUUAUAUUUUUACAUUGACCUCUAUACGCUCAAGUUUCUCUUAUCUUUCAACUACAUGCUCAACUUAAAGGCCUUGCGAAAGGGAGACAGAGAGCCAUAGAAAUACGAUUUCAAAUCAGGAAAUGGACAUUAUAUUAGAGCUUUUGGAGAUUAAUCUAUUGUAAAAAAUGACAAUAUUUUCUGUGAUUUUGAAUACAUCUGCUUGAUCCUCUUUGAUAUGACUAAUUUUACUCAAUCAUUUUUGUACAUUGAACGAGUCGAGAAAGUAAAUACUUCUGUUCUUCUCUUUUUCGGUUUCUUGGUUUGUGUUUGAUAAAAAGGUAGAUGUGUUGAAUACAUUAGGACGCGUUAAACAUGUUUGUCUCGUGACAUAAAUGUAAAAUCCUAGCAGUCAGUGGAAAAGCCUACACGAAUAAUCACUGUGGUUUUGUUUUUGGUUUUUUAAGAUAUAAGGAAAUGAUGCAGAGGGGGAGGGACGGCAAGUUAGAAGGACUGAUUCAUGCGCUAUACAAGAGUGACCAAAGCAGAGGAGGAAAGGAGGAAAAAACACAAAAAAAAAACAAAAAAAAAGUAAUCAAGCAGUUAUAUUUUGUGUAGCACCUACUGGCUUAUUUCUAGCCCUUCUGGUUUUAUCUCAAAUGUGUCUUUUGUAAAGGUCUUAGCUUUGGAUCUCAUGUAUAUUGCUGUGAGGACUUACUGGUCACUUUAAGAAAAAGAAAACAAGAAAAAAAAGCAACAAAAAAAACAGAAUCUAUGUGCAACUAAAUUUUCUGGAGCUUGAUGGUAUUGCACUACCCUCAUAUCGGUCUGUUUUGUAUAAAAUAAAUGCAAAUAUCUUUAAAGAUUAAGGGCAGAUCAUGUUUCACUGGUAUACAUAGCUACAGCUUUCAUUGAAGUCUGUUUUGUUUGUAUUUCAGUUAAAUAUAUGUAAUCCAAUGUAAAGAAAAUAUAUAAAUAUAAAAAAGUUUGCUUAAAAAAAAACUGUAGUUUGUAUUUACACUUCUGUAGUCAGUGUUGAUAUUUUCACCUAUCUGAUUAAAUGUUGAAUUAAGUGAUCGUAUCGUUGUUUGACAUAGGAUUUGGCGUUGUGUUGGAUGAGGCUUCUGUCAUCACUGGUGCGAAGCAGAAAUUUGGAAGAACUUAUUUCUCUUUAGUUUAACCAUCUUGCACAAUAAAGUUUCCUGGUUUUCAA
Molecule: messenger RNA, 8677 nt
Organism: Cololabis saira (Pacific saury)
Lineage: Eukaryota; Metazoa; Chordata; Actinopteri; Beloniformes; Belonidae
Product: glucocorticoid receptor-like
Exons: 10
Coding region: 497-2893 (798 amino acids)
Biological process (GO): regulation of DNA-templated transcription; nuclear receptor-mediated glucocorticoid signaling pathway
Cellular component (GO): nucleus
Molecular function (GO): DNA-binding transcription factor activity; sequence-specific DNA binding; steroid binding
Source: RefSeq, a predicted model, not a curated record